Molecule: messenger RNA, 753 nt
Organism: Melozone crissalis (California towhee)
Lineage: Eukaryota; Metazoa; Chordata; Aves; Passeriformes; Passerellidae
Exons: 2
Coding region: 1-753 (250 amino acids)
Source: RefSeq, a predicted model, not a curated record
AUGAAUUUAAUAAAAAGUACCAUCAGUCACACAACAGGAGGGAAGAGCCCUUGGCCAGGGUCCCACACCCACCUGUGCUCUCCGCACCUCCGCCUUCCUGCGCUCGCAGCCCUCCCGUGGCCGGGAGCUCCGCCUGGUUAUGGCCCCGAACCGAGCCCGCGGAGCCCUCACAGCGCCGGGCACCGCCGGCAGCCCGCUGCCGGGAUCCCCCACAGUACCGGGCACCGCCUGGAGCCCGCGGCCGGGGUCCCUCACGGCGCCGUGCACAUCCCGGAGCCCCCCUCACGGCGCCGAGCACGUCCUGGAGCUCCCCUCACGGCGCCGGGCACGUCCCGGAGCCCCCUCAUAGCACCGGGCACGUCCCGGAGCCCGCGGCCGGGGGCCCCUCACAGCCCCGGGCAUGUCCCGGAGCCCCCCUCACAGCACCGGGCACCGCCCGGGGCAGCAGCACGAACGCCCCCCACCUGUGGGGAAAACGCCGAGAAGGCGCUGCGAAGCACCAACACUUUCCAGAGCGUUUUCCCAGCCGAAGUUAAGCGAUGGAGGGCCACCUGUCCGCCACAGGGCUCUGGCAGCGGCCGCUCCCCGGCGGACCGGCCCCAAACUCGGCCUCCGAGCACCGAGGAGCCCGGGGCACAGCCGGGGCGAGGGCGGGCAGAGCAAAAGAGUCAGGGAUGGCUGCGGGCAAACAGGGUGAUGGGCUGCACCUCCAGUCCGGGUCCAGUUCCGGGCCUCUCGCUACAAAGACAUUGA